UUAUUCGCUCGUUUUGCUUGCGAUAUAAACCGUCAACUUUUCGUUGGCUCGUUUCUUCUUCUCUCGCAAGAAAGGAGGACACUGAAACGAAUUAGACUUCGCAGUUCACAAGCGCAACGAAACCCCCAUCCACCGGAGAAAGCGAGCUCUCGCCGGCUGCGGCAUCAGGAAUUCAGGAUGGCCCGCUACGACCGCGCGAUCACCGUCUUCUCCCCCGACGGCCACCUCUUCCAGGUCGAGUACGCCCUCGAGGCCGUCCGCAAGGGCAACGCCGCCGUCGGCGUCCGCGGCACCGACACCGUCGUCCUCGGCGUCGAGAAGAAGUCCACCCCCAAGCUCCAGGACUCCAGGUCCGUGCGCAAGAUCGCGAGCCUGGACACCCACAUCGCGCUGGCGUGCGCGGGGCUCAAGGCCGACGCGCGCGUGCUCAUCAACCGGGCGCGCGUCGAGUGCCAAAGCCACCGCCUCACCGUCGAGGACCCCGUCACCGUCGAGUACAUCACGCGCUACAUCGCAGGGCUGCAGCAGAAGUACACGCAGAGCGGAGGGGUGCGUCCCUUCGGCCUCUCCACGCUCAUCGUCGGAUUCGACCCCUACACCGAGAAACCCGCGUUGUACCAGACCGACCCCUCGGGGACCUUCUCCGCCUGGAAGGCCAACGCCACCGGCCGCAACUCCAACUCCAUGCGCGAGUUCCUCGAGAAGAAUUACAAGGAGACGUCCGGCAAGGAGACCAUCAAGCUCGCCAUCCGAGCCCUCCUUGAGGUUGUUGAGAGUGGUGGCAAGAACAUAGAGAUCGCAGUGAUGACACACAAGGAUGGCCUUCACGAGCUCGAAGAGGCUGAAAUCGAUGAGUAUGUUGCCGAGAUUGAAGCAGAGAAGGCGGCCGCCGAAGCUGCAAAGAAGGGCACGCCAAAGGAAACCUGAUUCAGCGUGAUUAUAGCUCUUGAUCCCUGUUCCGCAGCAUGUCUUAUUUUCCUCUUGUUUUCGAGGAAUGGCUGGGUUGUUUGGAUGUUUAUUUCUGAUCGAGCUGCUUGGUUUAAACUCACGCUAUGUGAUGACUUUUGUGGUUGUUGUUGCGGUGGCCUAGUGGUCUGUCAGUAUAGAUCUGAAAUCUGACAAUGGUAGAGUGAUUCCUGUCUUGAUUC
Molecule: messenger RNA, 1148 nt
Organism: Phragmites australis (common reed)
Lineage: Eukaryota; Viridiplantae; Streptophyta; Magnoliopsida; Poales; Poaceae
Product: proteasome subunit alpha type-7-A
Exons: 3
Coding region: 178-927 (249 amino acids)
Biological process (GO): ubiquitin-dependent protein catabolic process
Cellular component (GO): proteasome core complex, alpha-subunit complex; proteasome core complex; nucleus
Source: RefSeq, a predicted model, not a curated record